Messenger RNA from Lachancea thermotolerans CBS 6340, 732 nucleotides. It is a transcript of the gene REV7, whose product is annotated as Rev7p. The transcript has a single exon. Bases 1 to 732 code for a protein of 243 amino acids. Lineage: Eukaryota; Fungi; Ascomycota; Saccharomycetes; Saccharomycetales; Saccharomycetaceae. The record is from RefSeq and is a predicted model, not a curated record. Gene Ontology annotation, cellular component: zeta DNA polymerase complex.
AUGUUCAAAGUGGUCGAAAAGUGGCUUCAAAUAUACUUCAAAUGCAUCAUAAAUGUGGUAUUGUAUUACAGAAACGUAUAUCCUAAAGAGUCUUUCGAUUGGACUACAUAUCAAGCAUUCAACUUACCACGGCAUAUACCGCUAAAUCGACACCCUCAGCUACAAGAAUACGUGGAAACUCUUGUCACAGAUGUUAUUUCAAAAUUAGGGUAUAUCAAAAAUUUCAACCUACGGAUUGUGAACCAGGAAGAUGGGGCCUGUAUUGAACGGUAUGUCCUUGAUUUUAGCGAAUUCCGACAUGAAGAAGUAGGAAACACAACGGAAUUAGAGAUAUUUGACGAGAUGCGUUCUAGUUUGAACAGUUUAAUCGCUCAACUUGAAAAGCUGCCGAAAAUCAGACCAGGCAGCGUCACAUUUGAAAUUGUUAUCGACUCUGAAGGCCUUGAUCUGGGCCACAGAAUGAACCGGGUACAUACUCUCAAAGAAAGGCUAGAACAGGAGCAGGACACCAACUGGGUGAAAUGCUCAGAAGGUUCUUUCACUGCGGAGCCAAGACCAAAACGAUCGCAAGCUCAGGACCCCCGCAUCAAGAUGAUAGCUUUAGCAGGAUGCGAUUCGGGCCCCUUAGUAAUAUAUCAGUUUAUGGAAAGGCUUCUUGCACCGACUGGCGAAAGCCUGUCCCAAGUGUAUGAGAGUUCACAAACGAGUGAAAGCUCGGUUCUCUUCUCUUGA